UCCGAAUAAUUUCUUAAUUUUGUUACAAAAAACGAUCACAUAACUGUUUAACCGCCUAUCAAGCUUGUGUUUUUGUUUUGUCACUCCAAAUCUAGUAUUAUUGGACAAUUGUAUCUUUAUAAGUUAUUUUGUAAAUAGGGUACAACUUUAUUAGACGGCUUCUUCGGAAAGAAACGUUGCCCAACAGCCUUCAUCUUCAGUCUGUUGUCCAUCUCCAUCUCCAUUUUCGGUAUGCCCAACAGCACGGGUUUCGCUUGGGUAGAUGAAAGAAAGGCUUAUCACCAAACAUGAUGCUUUGCCAAAGCCAGUCAAAAUUUGCAGUGAUCAACGACCUUAAAGUUUCUCUGUUUCAAAGGCUUGAAGAACUCGGGAUCUUGUGAGAUGGUGUUGGAGACGAUCACCAAAUUAGCAUCAGGAAAGAAGCAAAAGCCUUGCUCCACUGUAAGAAAUUUACUAAUGACCGACCACAUAACCGGUUGACCUAUAACCAAAUUGAUUAUUCCCGGUUCUUCAAUUUGGUUUAAGACAUUCGGAGAAAAAACCCUCAGUGAGUAAAAGAAGAAGAAGAAGCAGAAGAGGAGGAAGAGGAUGGCGGGAUAUGAGAGCUACGUGGUCGUUCACAACAUAGCAAAGCGUCACAACGUCGGUACACUAGCUCGAAGCGCCACGGCGUUCGGUGUAACGGAGCUGAUCCUCGUGGGGCGCCGUGACUUCAACGCCUUUGGAAGCCAUGGUUCGGCUUCUCACGUCCGUUUCCGACACUUUCACUCCCUAAUCGAAGCUCGCAACUACCUCAAGGAGGAGAAAGAGUGCGAUAUAUGCGGCGUUGAGAUUGCAGAGGGAGCUGCUCAGGUCAACGACCAUCCUUUCAAAGGAAACACUGCCUUUCUUCUCGGUAAUGAGGGAUCAGGAUUAUCUGCCAAAGAGUAUGAGAUAUGUGACUUCUUUGUCUACAUUCCUCAGUAUGGCUGUGGCACUGCCUCCCUCAAUGUUACUGUUGCAGCUUCUAUUGUCUUGCAUCAUUUUGGAGUCUGGGCGGGGUUUUCUGAACGUGUCCGAGAUGGAAGCAAAUUCAUAGUUGCUGAUAAACCCGUUAGGCAAGGGAGACGGAAUUUCUGUGCUGGUACAGAAGAAUCCAUCGUUGAAGAGCGGAAGCUGAGGAAAGAAAGCGCAGAAAACGGCUUCUUUGAUGAAAACGGAAGCGAAACUUCAUCCACCGACCUUCUGAACGGUUUGUUCCUUGACGAAUAGUUGUCUUUCAAUAAGGAACAUAGUCUUGAUUUUUUGGUUCAGAUUCCGGGGAAGAUCAAGACCAUUCCCUUAGAUAUAUAUAUAUAUAUAUAUAUCAAUCAAGCAGAGUCAGCUCCUUCCUUAGUUUACAAAGCCUCUAUAAUCUUUGUUUUGCAAGUAGAGGUUGCUGAUGGUUUAAGUUGAUAGUCGUAUCUCUUUGCUCUUGUGUUGGUAUUAGUAUGAACAUGUUUGAUGAUGGUGAUCGUAGUUUCUCUUUGCUCUUGUCUUUACAAUUACCACAUUUCCACCAGACUUGUUAUCAUUUUCUUAUAAAUAUCUAUUGCCUUCCUGUGUUACUGA
Molecule: messenger RNA, 1590 nt
Organism: Brassica napus (rape)
Lineage: Eukaryota; Viridiplantae; Streptophyta; Magnoliopsida; Brassicales; Brassicaceae
Product: putative TrmH family tRNA/rRNA methyltransferase
Exons: 4
Coding region: 589-1251 (220 amino acids)
Biological process (GO): RNA processing
Molecular function (GO): RNA methyltransferase activity; RNA binding
Source: RefSeq, a predicted model, not a curated record